Molecule: messenger RNA, 441 nt
Organism: Solanum dulcamara
Lineage: Eukaryota; Viridiplantae; Streptophyta; Magnoliopsida; Solanales; Solanaceae
Product: extensin-like
Exons: 1
Coding region: 1-441 (146 amino acids)
Source: RefSeq, a predicted model, not a curated record
AUGGCUAUUAUAUCAGCUAAGGGCCUAUUUCUAGUUUCGGUUUUAGUAAUUACCUCAUUCUUAGAGGUCACUCAUGGAAAUCAACUCACUCAAUAUUCAUUUGAUCCAACCAUUCAUCAAAGUUUUAAACUUCGAUUUCCGAAACCUAAACCUAAACCUCCACGUCCUCUGCCUAAGAGGCAACCACCACCACCGCUGGUUAAGACGCCAACACCUCCAGUUAAGUCGCCACCACCACCAGAUGCUCAACAACCACCUCCACCUCCAUAUGAUGAGCAACCAACUCCUCCGCCAGCAUAUGAUCAUGAGGAACCACCGCCUUCGCCGUCAGGUGAUGAUCAAACAGCUCCUCCGCCGCAUGGUGACUUCGACUACAGUGACGCGCCAUCUCCAUCACCAUCACCGGCUCAUAAUCAGCCAUCAGAUAUGCUGAUACCAUAA